AUGGUGAACUUAUCACCAAAUUUGCACUUCUCAUCAAUGAAAACCUUGAAAUCUGUCCAUGUUUCCUCAGAAACCAACCAUACACAAGCCCCCACCAAUUCAUUUUCCAUGCAAAUAUUAGAUUCAUCAGUCCAGAGUUUAGUAAAAUUAGGGAAGCGAAGGCAAAGAUGGUUGCUUCUAUUCACCACACCUAGCCAACAAGGUUUGAACAAUAGAGCAUCAUGGCGCACCCAUUUGGCCAUUUUCCUUGAUUCAACCUGGGUUCAUGUGUUCACAAUCUCAUUGCUUAUUGUAGAUCUCAUCAUCACAACCCUUGAGCUAUCUUCAUCUCUGGUUUCAUGUGAGAGACACAUAAGCAGCGCAGCAGAACAAUGUUUCCAUUGGAUUGGAAUUGGUAUUCUGAGUUUUCUUCUAGCCAAGACCAUGGCUCUACUAGUGGGGUUAGGGUCUUCAUUUUUCCAGCAUGUGGGGUAUGUUCUUGAUGGAGUUGUGGUGAUAGGGGCUAUAUUUUUGGAAGCGUUUGUGGUGAGAAAAGGGGGUGGUUUGCUGGUUGUAGUGAGUUUGUGGCGUGUGAUUAGAGUGUUGGAGAGUGUCUUUGAGUUGAGUGAUGAGGCCAUUGAAGCUCAAAUUGCAGGAAUAGUUUGCCAGUUUGAGGCUCUCAAAGAAGAAAAUAUUAGGCUCUUAGAAGUAAUCUAUGAGAAGGACAAGCUGAUUGAAAUGUUGGAGGAAGAUUUAGAUAACUGUAGGGAUGGAAGCCCUUGCAUAAAUUCAAAAAGAACAUGA
Messenger RNA from Sphenostylis stenocarpa, 783 nucleotides. NCBI's taxonomy places the organism in Eukaryota, Viridiplantae, Streptophyta, Magnoliopsida, Fabales, Fabaceae. The record is from the annotation of a GenBank genome assembly.